Oncorhynchus masou masou (cherry salmon) is the source of this 1393-nucleotide messenger RNA. RefSeq names its product contactin-1a-like. The transcript has 5 exons. The record is from RefSeq and is a predicted model, not a curated record. Lineage: Eukaryota; Metazoa; Chordata; Actinopteri; Salmoniformes; Salmonidae. Gene Ontology annotation, molecular function: protein binding. Bases 81 to 677 code for a protein of 198 amino acids.
UAGUCCCCUCUGAGUCUCCUACAGAUGUAUACUCCAGGCCUGUCUCGUCCCAUGAAGCUCUGGUCUGGUGGAUACCAGUCAUGGACACUGGUACCGGCCUUCAGCAGUACAUAGAUGGAUACCAGGUGAAGUACUGGAGGAAGUAUGACGAUACAGAGCCGGGGGCCAAUCGUAUCUUUGUGCCCGCCUCCAUGAACCAGACCAGGCUGGAGAACAUGCUGCCAGACUCCCACUACCUCAUCGAGGUCAGAGCCUACAACGGAGCCGGUGUCGGCCCUCCCAGCGAACACUGCGAGAUGUUCACCAAGAGAGCACCUCCAAGUGUGGCUCCCCAAAUGUGGCGUUACAUCAGCUACUCUGGCAAGUGGCUGUACGUGUGGUGGCACCACAUCUCCUACGACUGGUUUGGCAAUGAGUCCUUCCCACUAUAUUAUAAGGUGAUGUUCAGGAAGACUGGCUACAUCACAGGGCCGAUCUACAUGACGGGCUGGCACUUCAUUGACUUCCCCAUGCCCCAGGUAGGGGACUACGAGCUGGAGGUCAGAGGUCGCUAUGAGGGUGGAGACGGCCCCAUCAGGAAGAUCAGGCUUCAGGGUAAGGCGUCUUUCCUGAGACCCACUCUCAGUCUGGCCGCCAUGCUACUGCUGGCCCUGUGCAUCGUGGGAUUGGGGAUAUAGAGACCCAGGACAUGUCUGGGUGGACUGUGGGAGGUUUGACAGAAACAACUCUCACAUCAACUUCCUACAUCUCCUUAAGGACGUCCAAUCUUUCCUGAACCUCUUACUGUCUGUAUGUCUUCCCACAACAAAACAGAGCACCGUGUCACCAUACAGAAAUGACCUGCCGAGCUGUAGAAUCUACGAACGUUACUCUACUGUAAGACAUCCAAGAAAUCCUCUCUGAUUUAUUUAUUGAACAGGUACUGAAGGAAUUGAACGGGUACAAAAGAGGAAUAGAUUUUUUUCAAUAUGCCUUAUGAUGAAUCAUAUUGUACAAUCUUCCCAACAUAUUCUAGCCCGAAAUGUAUAAGACAAUGACGGACUGUAAUCAACACUACACUGUAUGGCGUUUGUAAUGAGUGAACUGUAAAGGAAUGAUCAGAGUAAGAUUGUAUGCAGCUCAGACACCAACUACACAGCCUCUUCCUCCGCUUGACUCACCCAGCGGUUUGGAUAUUUAGUCUCCACACGUUUGCCAUUUCAAGACGACACCAGAUUAGAAGUAAUGUGUGUUUAUGUUUGAUUGGUUCCUUGGAGAAUCCUUUUAAUUGUUCUGUAUUGGUGCUGCUGUGAAAAUAGAUAUUUAGUUUUGUUUCCUUUUCUGUUUAUUUAUCUCUUCAGAUUCGUACACACACACACACACACACACACACACACACACACACACACACACA